This is a messenger RNA of Plasmodium yoelii, 957 nucleotides long. RefSeq names its product U1 snRNP-associated protein, putative. The record is from RefSeq and is a predicted model, not a curated record. Gene Ontology annotation, biological process: mRNA splice site recognition. The transcript is spliced from 8 exons. Gene Ontology annotation, cellular component: U1 snRNP; U2-type prespliceosome. Gene Ontology annotation, molecular function: mRNA binding. Lineage: Eukaryota; Apicomplexa; Aconoidasida; Haemosporida; Plasmodiidae. The coding region runs from base 1 to 957 and encodes 318 amino acids.
AUGGAAGAAAUGCGAUCAUUGCUUGAUUCCCUUAUGGGAAAGGACAGAAAUGAAAUGAGCUCAAAAAGAAAUUACUCAUUUAAAGAUGAAAAUGUAUGCAAGUAUUAUUUAAUUGAUUUUUGCCCACAUGAUCUAUUUCCAAAUACAAAGAGUGAUAUAGGAAGGUGCAAAAGUAUACACGCAGAGAUAUUAAAAGAACAGCUUGAAAAUGAUGAAAAUUAUAAAUAUUACUUAGCAAAAUAUCAGCAAAAAUUUAUGAGAAAAUUAGAAGAUAUUGUUCAAAUGGCUGAUAUAAAAAUAGAAAGAAGUAAAGAAAAAUUAAAACAGUUAUCAGAAAAUCCUAAAAACAUUGAUGACAAAAAGGAAAAAAUUGAAAGUAUCAACACCCAUAUAUGUGACUUACUAAAACAAGCAGAAAAGGCUGGAGAAGAUGGAGACAUAGCUAAGGCAACAAGUUUUAAUAAUCAAGUUACUACUCUCCAAGCAGAAAUUAAAAGAUUAAAUGAAGAAGGCGUUCAGUCCAGUGACACAAACUUAAAGGUAUGCGAAAUCUGUGGCGCUAUGAAAGCAGCUGGAGAUCUUAUCCAGAGGUUUGAAAACCACAUGAAUGGAAAACAGCAUAUAGGGUUUGAAAAAAUAAGAAAUGCAUUAAAACAAUUAAAGGAAGGAAUAAAAGAAAGAGAGAUAAUCAUUGAAGAAUAUCGAAAAUCAAAACAUUCAAACGAACAUAAUAGUUCAAGAAAAGAAUAUAAUAACCAUGAACAUCAUCAUAAAAGGCGAUAUAGUGAUCAUAGAAGAAGUUCAAGAGAUCGUAGAUCCCGUGAUAGAAAUAGCAAAUCGUAUCAUUCAUCUCGAAGAAAAAGAUCAAGAAGACAUUCUUCAUCUAAUCGAAGUAGAUCUAAUAAUUCAAGCCAUUCAAGAGAUAGACACAGGGAUCGAUCCAGUAAACGACGAUGA